Messenger RNA from Quercus lobata, 2467 nucleotides. RefSeq names its product NIMA-related kinase 2 (gene NEK2). NCBI's taxonomy places the organism in Eukaryota, Viridiplantae, Streptophyta, Magnoliopsida, Fagales, Fagaceae. Gene Ontology annotation, biological process: protein phosphorylation. The record is from RefSeq and is a predicted model, not a curated record. The transcript is spliced from 15 exons. Gene Ontology annotation, molecular function: protein serine/threonine kinase activity; ATP binding. The coding region runs from base 263 to 2128 and encodes 621 amino acids.
CUGUCUUGCAACUCUGUCGUCUUCUUCUUCAACUUGCUCUGGCUUCUUCCAAUGUGGUGCCUCGAACUCUGCUGCUUCUCCUUCUUUUUCUCUUUGUCUCUUCCGCUCUCAUUGUGAUCUCUCCUCUCUGAUCCACUUUUAUCUCCUCCCCACACCCCACAUUCCCUUUCAAGGUGCAUUUCCCAUUUCUGGGUUUUACUCACAGAUUCACUCACCCUUUUCUUGUAUACAUAAGAAGAGGAAUAUAGAGGCUAUCACUCACAUGGAGCAAUACGAGAUUCUGGAGCAAAUUGGUAAAGGAGCUUUUGGUGCUGCUCUUCUUGUGAGGCAUAAGCAUGAGAAGAAGAAGUAUGUGUUGAAAAAGAUUCGUCUUGCCCGUCAGACUGAUAGGUCUCGUAGAUCUGCACACCAGGAGAUGGAGCUUAUUUCUAAACUACGAAAUCCCUUUAUUGUGGAUUACAAGGAUUCCUGGGUAGAGAAGGGUUGCUAUGUCUGCAUUGUUAUUGGUUAUUGUGAAGGAGGUGACAUGGCAGAAGCUAUAAAGAAAGCUAAUGGUCUUCUUUUCUCUGAAGAGAAGCUCUGUAAGUGGCUUGUUCAACUUCUGAUGGCACUCGACUACUUGCACAUGAAUCAUAUUCUUCAUCGUGAUGUCAAGUGUUCAAAUAUAUUCUUGACAAAAGAUCAAGACAUACGUCUUGGUGAUUUUGGACUUGCCAAAAUGUUGACCUCAGAUGAUCUUGCUUCUUCUGUUGUGGGAACUCCAAGCUAUAUGUGUCCUGAGCUUCUUGCUGAUAUACCUUACGGUUCAAAGUCAGAUAUUUGGUCUUUGGGAUGCUGUAUGUAUGAAAUGACUGCUCAUAGGCCUGCAUUUAAAGCAUUUGACAUGCAAGCACUGAUCAACAAAAUAAAUAAGUCUAUAGUUUCUCCACUUCCAACAAAAUAUUCUGGUGCAUUUCGAGGUCUUGUUAAAAGCAUGCUGCGGAAAAACCCAGAAAUUAGACCAAGUGCCGCAGCCCUACUUAGGCAUUCCCACCUUCAGGCUUAUGUUCUUAAGAUUCACCUUAAGAUCAACGGCCCCCGAAGAGGUAGUUUACCUGCCCAGUGGCCUGAAACCACUUACAUGAAGAAAACCAGAUUUUCGGAGCCAAAAGAUGUUCCGUAUUCUACUUACAGGGAAAAGCGCCGUUCAUUCAGCAAUGAUAGGACUUUGAAUCCAAGCAUAUCUGGAGCUGAGCAAGAUUCUCUGUGCUCUACUUUAGAAAUUCAUGACAACCCAAGUUAUCUGACUCAAAGAUUACAAGAGCUGUCUGUUCGAGGCAUCAUCGAAGAGACAGCCAUUUCUAAGACAGUUGUUGCCAAAGCUUCAGAUAUUUCUAAAUCUUCAAGACGUACUACAGCAACAGCUGGUGGCCCUCCUAAAAGAAGUGAAUCGUUUCCUGUUUCAUACACUCCAAGAACUAUCACAACAGCUCGAAGAGCAUCUUUGCCAUUGUCAACAAGAGGUGCAAGUCAACAGUCUCCUUGCAGGCCCAAUAUUGGAAUCCUUCACUGUUUAAAAUCUCCAGAUGUUUCUGUCAAUUCCCCUCGUAUUGACAGGAUGGUGGAAUUCCCUUUAGCCUCUUAUGAAGACCCGUUCUUUCCUGUCCGUAAAACUUCAACAACCUCGGCACAAGGCUCCUCUGGGUCCCCGCAGUACAAUGAUCAUUCCAUCACCAAGGACAAAUGUACAAUAGAGACAGAUAGAGCUUCUGCCAAGCCCAGUUUCCCUGAUGCAUGGCAGGGAAUUCAACGCAGUCUGUUUCAAGCAGAUGGAAAGGAUGGAAGUGAUGAAUGCUCUGAUCAAAAUGCAACUGCUGGGGCGUCAAGCCGUACUUCAUCAGAUUCUCGCCAACGCCGGUUUGACACAUCAUCAUACCAGCAAAGAGCAGAAGCCUUGGAAGGUUUGCUUGAAUUUAGUGCAAGGUUGCUGCAACAGGAAAGGUAUGAUGAGCUUGGGGUGUUGCUGAAGCCAUUUGGGCCUGGGAAGGUAUCCCCUAGGGAAACUGCUAUCUGGUUGACUAAGAGCAUCAAGGAGAAUAAUCUCAAGCAGGAAGAUGUUAUUAAUGAAAUGCUGCCACAUGUACUAUAAAUCUAGCUCUAACAAUUUAUAGAGUCGGCUCUAUUUUGUUUGACGUAUAGAGGCACUAGGAGCUUAGGCAGAUGCUGAUAUCAUAGGUUUUUGAUAGAUUUUCAUGCCUCUUCCAUAUUCAUCAAUGUUUCAAUUUCAAGACUUUCAUUGAGAUGGUAAUUAGGUAUCAUCUGUCAUGGAUUUGUAUUGUAGCUUAACAAAUUAGAUGAGGUAACAGAAGUAUUCUGAUAUGUACAAACGUUUCUUACUGUAUUGUUUCAAUUCCACCGUAUCAAUGGCUUUGUACUGGCACAAUGUCUUAAAGAUUCAUGAAGAUGUAUUUUUCUUGCUUGUUUAUUA